This is a messenger RNA of Aspergillus puulaauensis, 966 nucleotides long. Its product is annotated as HPP family protein. Bases 1 to 966 code for a protein of 321 amino acids. The record is from RefSeq and is a predicted model, not a curated record. The transcript is spliced from 2 exons. Lineage: Eukaryota; Fungi; Ascomycota; Eurotiomycetes; Eurotiales; Aspergillaceae.
AUGACGGCGGAUGCGACGCCAACCGGUGGCGCCGCGCGCACACAUUCACAUUCUUCCCGCCGCUCAUCUAGCCAUAGCCAUAACCAUGGCCAUCACCGCCGCCGCAGCAUCGACUUCUCGCGGUGGCACUUCGACAUCGAUUCCGUGCUGAACCCGUUUGUUCCACCGCCGCCAUGGCACUGGAUGCCGCGCCCCGUCUCUCAUUUCCUGGGGUAUAGAGGGGAGCAUCCGCAGAAGGCGAUGGGGAAUCUCGUCAUUGCCUUCUGGUCCCUCAUUGGUGUUUUCUGUGGCGUGCUGCUCGUUGCGGAGGUUUCGCUUCAUGUUCCCGCUUUUCAGAACCAUAAUGCGCCGCUUAUUGUGGGCUCUUUUGGUGCAGCAGCCGUGCUGGAGUUCUGCGCCGUCGAGUCGCCCUUUGCUCAGCCUCGAAAUGCAUUAUUUAGCCAACUGAUCGCGAGUGUCAUCGGGGUUGCAAUUGCGAAGCUGUUUGCCUUGAACCCUAGCGCGCAGAAUAAACCCGAGCUUGCCGGAUCCCUCUCUUGUGCUAUCACCACGACGCUGAUGGUUCUUACGAAUACGGUUCACCCGCCGGCCGGGGCGACUGCGCUACUCGCCGCCACGGAACUCCACGACGUGGGCUGGUGGCUGAUCCCGAUCAUGUUGCUGGGGGUUGCUCUGAUGUUGACGGUGGCGCUGAUACUUAAUAACAUCCAGCGCCGGUUCCCUGUGUAUUGGUGGACGCCUCACCACGUUGGCAGGGCGAAGAUGCAGCCGAAAGAGUCGCAGGAUAUUGAGAGCGCGCCGGAGGUCAAGCCAGAGAAUGAAUUUGGGUCGUCGGAGUCUGAUGACUACUCGGAAGACAUGCAGGUCAUUAUUCGGCCUGGGAAGGUUGAGUGGUCUGACAACCUCUGGCUGAAUGCGGAUGAGAAGGAGGUUUUGGAAAGGAUUAGUGAGCGGAUGAAGGAGUAA